CAAGAGUACAAACUCCAGUAACUAAUAUGCACGUGCUUUUAUGUCAAAUGUUUUAAUAUCUUAGUAAUUUUUUUUCUUUUCUUUUUUUUUUUUCGUAUUCUGUCAUUGCUUCGAUUGUAAAUUUAUUGUGCGAUCACCGUUGCAGUUCAGGGUUUUAUAGACUAGAAUGAUUAAUUAUCGUGAUAUAAUAGCUUCACCUUGGCGUUAUAUCAAGUAAAAAGUGAGUAUGAAGUUAUUCAGGUCUCCAGGGCGUCAUGGUUAUGCGGUGGAGAUAUCUCCUUUUCUCCCUUCAACACUCGCCUGUGCUUCAUCUCAGUACUAUGGAAUAGCAGGAUGUGGGACACUUCUUGUGCUGGAGCAAAGAGAGGCAGAAGUUGCACUUGUGAGGAGUUUUGACUGGAAUGAUGGGCUCUUCCAUGUAACAUGGAGCGAGAACAAUGAACAUGUGCUGGUGACGGGAGGAGGUGAUGGAUCUUUGCAGAUCUGGGACACAGCCAACCCUCAAGGUCUUCUGCAGGUGCUGAAAGGGCACACACAAGAGGUCUAUGCAGUAGACUGGAGUCAGACACGGCAAGAGAACCUGGUGGUAUCAGGAUCAUGGGACCACACAGCCAAAGUGUGGGAUCCAGAGAAAUGUCAGCUGUUGGGUUCCCUGCAGGGUCAUGAGGGAGUGAUCUACAGCACCAUCUGGUCUCCUCACAUACCUGCCUGCUUUGCUUCAGCCUCAGGAGACAGGAAACUGCGAGUAUGGGAUGUGAAAGUGGGAUCGUGUAGGCUGGCUAUCCCUGCACACAAGGCUGAAAUCCUCAGCUUUGAUUGGUGCAAAUAUGACCAGAAUGUUCUGGUCACAGGGUCCGUAGACUGUGGUCUGCGCGUGUGGGACCUGCGAAGCAUCUGGCAUCCUAUAGCUCAGAUGAUGGGCCAUUCCUAUGCCAUCCACAGUGUAAAGGUAUCAACCCUACAUGCAAAUGUUCUGGCUUCAAUGCAAGUUGAUUACAGCAUGCUAUUCUGGGACUACUCCAAGGACCAGCCACUGCUGGAGACACUGGAGCACCACUCGGAGUUCGUUUGUGGCCUGGAUUUUAACCUGCACAUCCCUAACCAGGUUGUGGACUGCUCUUGUGAUGAGACCUUAAAAGUCUUCACCCCUUCAUACCUGGCCACUCUAUAGAGCUCGCUCCGCCGUAGAAAGAUUGUGCUGCAAGGCACGGGGGAGUCGCGGCUCUGUUUUAAGCACAGGUGCAGAGUUUGCCAAGAUUUCACUGCGGUUUUCUUAAUAACGCUAUUAAAGGAGAACACAAGGGAUGCAUCAGGAGUAGUGAGUCAAGAGCACACUACAGAGGAGGGGGAAUCUCUUGCGGUCACUGUGUGUAAAAAAUACUCACCUUCAAGGGCUUUAUUGUACUAGGAUG
Molecule: messenger RNA, 1412 nt
Organism: Myxocyprinus asiaticus (Chinese sucker)
Lineage: Eukaryota; Metazoa; Chordata; Actinopteri; Cypriniformes; Catostomidae
Product: peroxisomal targeting signal 2 receptor-like
Exons: 11
Coding region: 227-1171 (314 amino acids)
Biological process (GO): protein import into peroxisome matrix
Cellular component (GO): peroxisomal matrix; cytosol
Molecular function (GO): protein binding
Source: RefSeq, a predicted model, not a curated record